Molecule: messenger RNA, 655 nt
Organism: Corythoichthys intestinalis (scribbled pipefish)
Lineage: Eukaryota; Metazoa; Chordata; Actinopteri; Syngnathiformes; Syngnathidae
Product: ADP-ribosylation factor-like protein 8
Exons: 2
Coding region: 197-532 (111 amino acids)
Biological process (GO): anterograde axonal transport
Cellular component (GO): lysosomal membrane
Source: RefSeq, a predicted model, not a curated record
UUUUUUUUUUUUUUUUUUUACGUUUUUGUUUGUCACCGUUUUGUAACGAUACCAUUCGGCCCGAUUCGGAAAGUGACCAACAACGAAUAGCCUGGCCGUCUCCGACUUCCCCGCCCUCACUCCCCUUCAGAGCUGGAAAAGCCCAACCAAUCAUCUGACAGGGAGGGAAGAGGCGAAGCACCACCGACUUCCCAAGAUGCUGGCACUAAUAAACCGGCUUUUAGACUGGUUCAAGUCUUUAUUUUGGAAGGAAGAGAUGGAGCUGACCCUGGUCGGCCUCCAGUAUUCGGGAAAAACGACGUUCGUCAACGUAAUUGCCUCUGACGGAACCCUAAUUGGAGUGAUGGUUGAUGAGAUGAAGAGGCUGCUGAGGAAGCUGAUGUCCAAAUUUGUGCAAAUGGAUGUGAUCAGGAAAGCUGAGGAUAUCCUAGAUGUUGAUUACAGGAACAAGGAGAACUGGCAUGACACAGGCAACAUAGCAGUAUCACAUGAUGCCAGACAAUACAUGGAGCAAGUUGAAGACUAUCUCUGAUGCCACCAAAAAGAGGUUCUUUGACAGUGUAGUUAAUUUUUACACAAGUGUUGUGACCAAAAUGAACUUGAAAAAAAAUGGUUGCAUUUUGUCCUAGUGAUUGUCUCGCGCGCGCGCGCGUCA